Molecule: messenger RNA, 1719 nt
Organism: Periconia digitata
Lineage: Eukaryota; Fungi; Ascomycota; Dothideomycetes; Pleosporales; Periconiaceae
Source: the annotation of a GenBank genome assembly
UCCUCUUUCUCGCCAGCUUUCCACACCAGCAUCUCGAAAAUGGACGACAUAGAAUUACAGUCGCGUCAACCUCCCACUCUCAACGCUCGAGCAUCAAAAACGUCGCUAGGAAUAUCAGUAGAACAUAAGAAUGACUCAACAACACCAUCACCACCACGCGACACCAGCCCAUCGCCGCAAAGCCAGUUUCCUGAAGGCGCGCGACUCAUAUUCCUCACCUUGGGCCUCAUGCUAAGCAUCCUCCUCGCCGCCCUCGACUUCUCCAUAAUCGCAACCGCCAUCCCAGCCAUCACCACAGAAUUCAACUCCAUCUCAAACAUUGCCUGGUACGGCUCCGCAUACUCCAUCACCAACGGCGCCUUCAAGCUCGUCUGGGGGAAAGCGUACCAGCAUUUCCCCCUCAAACGCGUCUUCAUGCUCACCGUGACCCUCUUCGAGCUCGGCAACAUCAUAUGCGGUGCUGCGCAGAGCUCCGAGGCGUUGAUCUUGGGGAGAGUGGUGGCCGGGUUGGGUGGAGGUGGGGUCAUGACGGGCGCGUUUAUCAUCAUCGCGGUUAGUGUGGGCGAGGAUAAACGCCCGGCUUUUAUGGGGGUUGUGAGUGCUACGUUUGGGAUUUCGAGUGUGGCGGGGCCGUUGUUGGGGGGUGGGUUGACGGGGAGCGUGGGGUGGAGGUGGUGUUUUUGGAUCAACCUCCCCAUCGGCGCUCUGGCAGUAGCUAUAGUAGCCCUCUCCUUCCGCUCCCCUCUCACGCCUCCGCGAGAAAUGAAACGCAUCCAGAGAUUCGCCAGUCUCGACAUCGGAGGCGGUCUCCUAGUGACCUCCUUCUUCACCUGCUUCGUGCUCGGGAUGCACUACUCCAGCAUCUCCCCAUGGACCUCUCCACGCGUCCUCUGCAGUCUCAUCGGCUCGUUCCUCAGCUUCUGCGCCUUCGUCUUCAACGAGUACAAGAUGGGCGACAAAGCAAUGGUGCACGCGCACCUCCUCCGUCGUCCCAAAGUCGCACUAAACCUGGCGUUUAUGUUUUUCUUCGCAGGCGUGUUUCAACCCCUUCAAUACACGCUCCCCGUUCAAUUCCAAUCUGUAGAUGCGGCCUCGCCGUCGCAGAGCGGCGUUCGGCUUAUCCCGCUGCUCUUAGGAGUCUCCGUUUUCACGGCGACGUCGAACGUGCUGCUCACGUGGUGGCGCCACUACAAACCGCUACUUCUGGGCGGCGCAAUGCUGGCUACUGCUGGAACGAUCAGCAUCUACAGCGUUGAUAAGCCUGCGUCGACGCGGACAUGGAUUGGGUUCGAGAUGCUGACGGGGAUGGGGAUUGGGAUCGCGCUGCAGAUCCCCAUGAUCUACAACCAGGCACUUGUGGAGAAGGACGAAGUCGCGCUUGUGACACCGCUGUCACUCUUCUCGGAGAAUGUGGGAACCACGCUGUUUGUAGCGUCUGGCGAAGCCGCGUUCGCGCAGGGCUUGGUGCGUUAUCUGAAAGCCAGUUUGCCUGAGCUGGAUCCCAAGGUUGUGGUAGAUGCGGGUGCGUUACAGAUCAGGAGUUUGUUUAGAGAUGAGGAGUUGAGGAUGGUGUUGGGUGGGUAUCUGCAUGGGUGUAGGGUCAGCCAUUUGUUGGCCGUGAGUUGUGGGGCUGUCACGUGUUUGGUUGCUGUGGCGGCUGCUGGGCCGGGGAUGGUGAGGGAAGUGAGGGAGAGGUUGGGGAAGAGUCAUGCUGGGUGA